AUGACGACCUGGGAGUUGCUGGCCGCCUGGGCAGAGUUCUUGCUGGGCAUAUUCGGGCAGAGGCUCCUUGUUCGGGGAGUGCCCCCGCUCGACGACAUCGGAGAUUCGCUGGAGGGCCGCACGGUUAUCAUCACAGGUCCCACCAGUGGGAUCGGGAAAUCGACAGCUGGGGCGCUGGUGCGGAAAGGCGCCAAUGUGGUUUUGGCUUGUAGAAACCCUGAGAGAGGGAACGAGUUGAGGCAGGCUUUGCUUAGUAAUGCCAAAAAGCUCAAGGGUGAGGGUGAAGGUCAUGCAAGCAAGGGUGAGAAUGGUCCAAGUGUUGAGGUGAUGCAGCUGGACAUUGCCAACCCUGACUCUGUAAGGAGCUUUGUGGAAAGCUGGAAGGCAUCUGGGAAGGCUGUGCAUGUGCUCAUCAACAAUGCAGGGGUGUUUCAAAUGGGCGGUGAGUUGGAAAUGUUGCACUUCUCAUACACAAGAUUGAAUUUCGAUCGCAAGCAUUUUGCCUGUGAUGCAAUGGCAAAUUUGGAUUGUGCAGAGUUGGGUCCAGAAUAUGUACUGCCCCUCAAACACACCGGACUAUGGCUGUUGCCCAGCUUGACAUAA
Molecule: messenger RNA, 603 nt
Organism: Ostreobium quekettii
Lineage: Eukaryota; Viridiplantae; Chlorophyta; Ulvophyceae; Bryopsidales; Ostreobiaceae
Source: the annotation of a GenBank genome assembly